This is a messenger RNA of Humulus lupulus (European hop), 1116 nucleotides long. Its product is annotated as probable serine/threonine protein kinase IREH1. Gene Ontology annotation, biological process: peptidyl-serine phosphorylation; intracellular signal transduction. The record is from RefSeq and is a predicted model, not a curated record. The transcript has 8 exons. NCBI's taxonomy places the organism in Eukaryota, Viridiplantae, Streptophyta, Magnoliopsida, Rosales, Cannabaceae. Gene Ontology annotation, molecular function: protein serine/threonine kinase activity; ATP binding. The coding region runs from base 1 to 1116 and encodes 371 amino acids.
AUGGCCACCUACGUGACACAAACCCAAGAGUUACGCCAAUAUUUCAAGAAAUACUUCAUUCGCCAGAUCCCUAGGGAACAAAAUGUGUUUGCAAACACAUUGGCAAAUUUGGCCAUGGAUGCUGAAGCAGAACUCACUGGGGUUGUCCUGAUCGACCAUCUUCCCACGCCUAGUAUUCAAGCUCCCACAAUCAUCAACGCCAUAGAUUACUCCACGUCCUGGAUGGGCCCUCUCAUCCAGUACCUAACCAUUAGGGAAUUGCCCGCGGAUAAGGCUGCUGCCAGGAAAAUUCAGUACCAGGCCCCCAAAUACAUCAUGAUGGAUGGCAAAAUCUAUUGUAGGGGGUUUUUCAUGCCAUAUCUUCGAUGCGUUCUUAAAAAGGUUGACAUGAUCCGGAAAAAUGCAGUUGAAAGUAUCUUGGCGGAACGUGAUAUUUUGAUUUCAGUUCGCAAUCCCUUUGUGGUUCGCUUCUUCUAUUCAUUCACUUGCCGAGAAAAUUUGUACCUUGUGAUGGAGUAUUUAAAUGGAGGGGAUUUAUAUUCAUUGUUGAGAAAUUUAGGCUGCUUAGAAGAAGAUGUUGCUCGUGUAUAUAUAGCAGAAGUGGUGCUUGCACUAGAAUAUUUACAUUCACUUCGUGUGGUUCAUCGUGAUUUGAAGCCAGAUAAUUUAUUAAUUGCUCAUGAUGGUCAUAUUAAGUUGACCGACUUUGGGCUCUCAAAGGUUGGUCUUAUCAACAUUACUGAUGAUUUAUUCGGCCCAGCCGUAAGUACCACAUCUCUAAUGGUGGAAGAUGAGCCCGAGUUAUCUGUGCCUGAGCAUCAGCAAGAAAGACGAAAGAAACGUUCUGCUGUUGGCACACCUGACUAUUUGGCACCAGAGAUACUAUUGGGAAUAGGACAUGGUACAACUGCCGAUUGGUGGUCAGUUGGUGUGAUUUUGUUUGAACUGAUUGUUGGUAUUCCACCCUUCAAUGCAGAGCAUCCUCAGACAAUAUUCGAUAACAUUCUUAAUCGUAAAAUUCCUUGGCCUCGAGUGCCUAAUGAAAUGAGCCCAGAAGCAGCAGAUUUGAUUGAUCGGCUGAUAGGACCUAGAUUGUUCUGGCAUUGGAAUAUCUAA